This is a messenger RNA of Peronospora matthiolae, 1599 nucleotides long. Lineage: Eukaryota; Oomycota; Peronosporomycetes; Peronosporales; Peronosporaceae. The record is from the annotation of a GenBank genome assembly.
AUGCGACAACACGCCUUUCUCUUGACCGCCUCUUUGCUCUCUUUGUGCGAUGGCAGCAGCAGCAGCAACAGCUUUAUCGAGUUUCGCUCAGUGAACGGGCAACUGGAGGCGAACAACCAGUCGUUCUACAUCAAAGGCAUCAACUGGUUUGGUGGUGAAACUAUCGAACGGGUGGUCCAAGGGUUAUGGCCCUCUGCCACGUCGAUUGGGGAUGCCAUGGACCUGUUUGCCAGCUCGGAUAUCAACGCGCUGCGUCUGCCAUUAGCCAUGGAUUCGGUGAUGAAGGAUCCUGUGGUCGCAACGUCGCAGACGGAGGGCACGCCAGCACUGGCUGGAAAGACGUACUUAGAGGUGCUUGAUAGCAUCGUGCGAGAAGCACGCGACCGCAACAUCCUCAUCAUGUUCGACAGUCAUCGGAUUGAAGCGGCUGAAGCGAAUUUUCCAGAUAUUGCAGUGCCAAGUGAUAUUGUGCCGGCUCUGGAGAAGCUGGCAACGAGAUACUGUGACGACCCUGGGGCUUGGAAUGUCUUUGCGAUUGACAUUAAGAACGAACCAAAGGGCAAAGCGUCGUGGGGAAAAGGCGAUCAGGGCACGGACUGGAACUUGCACGCCGCGAAGAUUGGCAACGCAGUGUUGAAAGCGUGUCCUCGGCUUUUGGUUUUUGUGCAGGGAGUGCAGACGAAUGUGAAAGGGGUAAGCUUAGAGUGGGGACAAGCAGGAGGGUCGUUACAAGGAGCAAAGAACUUCCCCGUCAAGUUGAGCAACAUGGAGAGAUUGGUGUACAGUCCGCACUUGAUUUCACCGGCGAUUGACUUCAAGGCACCGUGGUGGAGCGACUCAAGCUUUCCGGACAACAUGCCUGACCUAUGGGAUUCGUAUUUCGGCUUCAUUCCCAAGGAAACGGGUCAAGCGGUUGUUGUAGGGUCUUGGGGAGCUCAAAUGAAGGAUAAGGACGAGAAAUGGGCAAACGCGGUUUCCGCCUACUUAGAGAAAAACGCGAUAGGGUCGUUCUACUGGGCUUUCAAUCCUCAGUCUGCUGACAUUGGUGGCUUUGUGAAGGACGAUUGGGUCACACCAGUCGACGAGCGCGUGGCAUUGCUGAAGAAACUGCCGGCGAUCAGUGUUGACAAAAUUGUGGCCGUCUACGCAAAAUGUAGCGGGGGCUGCAUUGGAAACGGUGACUGCAAAGAUGGGAAAUGCAUUUGCUACGCUGGCUGGAGUGGGCCUCAGUGUGAGAUUUGCCCUGAGGGUGAUACGUUAGCAUGUAACGACAUGGGGACUUGUCUGAGAAACAGUACGUGCGCAUGCGAUGACGAUGUAGACGGGAAGUAUUGUGCUGGCGCCGAGUGCGAUGAGGUUGACUGCGGCAGUGGACCUAAUGCCGACUGCUUCAAUGGUAUGUGCACUUGCAUCUAUAACUGCGCUGGAAGUUCCUGUGCUAUCUGUGCGGCAAACGAAUCUGCGCUGGUUAGUGCUGUUAAUGGAGCGACGGUUCUCUGUGACGCUUGUGACGCGAAUGAAGAUUCUUCUGCAUCGGCCAUCUCUGUCUCGACGCUCGGAGCUGCUAUGAGUUUUUUCUGCUUUGCUUAUUUUCAUUGA